UCUGGGAAGCAGUAGCUCUCAACUCCGCUAGUCAAGAUGUCUGACAUGGAGGAUGACUUUAUGUGCGACGAUGAAGAAGAUUAUGACCUGGAGGAAUACUCAGAAGACAGCAAUUCCGAGCCCAAUGUGGACUUGGAAAACCAGUACUACAAUUCCAAAGCAUUGAAGGAAGAUGACCCGAAAGCAGCGCUUAGCAGCUUCCAGAAGGUGCUGGAGCUCGAAGGUGAAAAGGGGGAGUGGGGAUUUAAAGCACUGAAGCAGAUGAUAAAAAUAAACUUUAAACUGACAAACUUCCCUGAAAUGAUGAACAGAUACAAGCAGCUGCUCACUUACAUCCGGAGUGCUGUCACAAGGAACUAUUCAGAGAAAUCCAUCAACUCCAUUCUUGACUACAUCUCCACCUCAAAACAGAUGGACCUUCUGCAGGAAUUCUAUGAAACCACCUUGGAGGCAUUAAAGGAUGCAAAAAAUGACAGGCUGUGGUUCAAAACAAACACAAAGCUUGGAAAACUGUAUUUAGAGCGGGAAGAGUAUGGAAAGCUUCAGAAGAUACUCAGACAGUUGCACCAGUCUUGCCAGACUGAUGAUGGGGAAGAUGACUUAAAGAAGGGCACCCAGCUACUGGAGAUAUAUGCUUUGGAAAUUCAGAUGUAUACAGCACAGAAGAACAACAAGAAGUUAAAAGCCCUCUACGAACAGUCGCUGCACAUCAAAUCUGCCAUCCCCCACCCACUUAUCAUGGGUGUGAUCAGAGAAUGUGGAGGUAAAAUGCACUUAAGAGAAGGAGAAUUUGAGAAGGCUCACACGGAUUUCUUUGAGGCUUUCAAAAAUUACGAUGAAUCAGGAAGUCCCCGACGUACCACUUGUUUGAAGUACCUGGUUUUGGCCAACAUGCUGAUGAAGUCAGGAAUAAACCCGUUUGACUCGCAGGAGGCUAAGCCCUAUAAAAAUGACCCAGAGAUCCUUGCAAUGACAAACUUAGUAAGUGCCUACCAGAAUAAUGACAUCACCGAGUUUGAGAAAAUUCUAAAAACAAAUCACAGUAACAUAAUGGAUGACCCCUUUAUAAGGGAGCACAUUGAGGAACUGUUGCGGAACAUCAGAACACAAGUGCUUAUCAAGUUAAUCAAGCCUUACACUAGAAUACACAUACCAUUUAUUUCAAAGGAGUUGAACAUUGAUGUCGCAGAUGUAGAGAGCUUGCUGGUGCAGUGCAUAUUGGACAACACUAUUCAUGGCCGGAUCGACCAAGUCAACCAACUGCUGGAGCUAGACCACCAGAAGAGGGGAGGGGCCAGAUACACCGCUUUAGAUAAAUGGACCCAUCAGCUGAAUUCCCUCAAUCAGGCCAUUGUUAGCAAGCUGGCUUAAUUGGCAGGUGUUUCAACAGAUAGCGCUUAAGACCACAGUGCAGUAAAGGUAAAGUUCAAAGACCUGGGAAUGGCAAAACUAUUGUCGGGUGAAGAGUCCUGAUAAUUGGAGCUUGACAGAAGUGCUUUCUUUAAACGGCUGAUUUGUGUUCCGCUGCUGCCCUUUCAUAAGACAAAAACAGCUUUAAUGUUCUGAAGAAAACCAAAACCCUUUGGGAUUUAUGCUGUAUUGACAUCAAGCCCUUGUCAAUAUAUUUUAUAAUCAGGGCCAUGGAAUUACCAGACUUUGUCAUGAUCUCUAAUACAUCAACAUGUUAUUUUGGUAAACGUUAAGACAAAAAAGUCUUUCACCUGUAAGAUCUUAAAUGCAAACAUAAUCUGCAAUAACUUGAAAUGUAUACAAAUUUUGAAUACUCAACUUUUUCCAUGUAUAAGUCAGCAUGUUUGCAGUAUUCUGCAAAAUGUCAGGUUUCCAAGCCGUGCUUUUCUGUACUCGCAGUUGUAGGUGAUCUUUAAAACUCAUUUGGGGCUCUGUUGCCGCUCCGGACUUCGUGAAGCAAAAUAAAACGGUGCAGCUCGGUCAUCGUGUUAUCCGAAUUUAAGCUCCUUUUAUUUUGUUUUGUAAUGAAAUGGGGGGAAAAAAACAAGAGAAACUGCCUUUUGCUUUGAACAAACAAUGUACAGUACUUAGUUUAAUAUUGUUGUGAUGUUUGUCUGGAGUUCUUUGACACCACAAAAGUACACUGUCCUAUCAGACGUCAUGGGCCACUGGUAGUUGUGACUAAAACAUGUUUAUCCCAGUGAAUGAAUAGCGUGUAAAGCCUCCGGCUUUAAUGGCGCUUCAAUGUGUCGUUGGAGACUGUCUACUAAUCUGCGUAAGAAAGCUGGUAGUAUUAUGCUCCGCUCAUUAAGAUCUUACUGCUGAACAUGGCUGUAUAGGCAUUGCCCCAGUUCGGAGUUACAGAUCAUCCCAGAGGUGUUCUGCUGGGUUGAGGCUGGGGUUUUGUGUUGGCUGUAUUCAAGCCACCUGUAUUUACAGCCAUUUUCCUUCAAUCAGAUGGUCAGCCCCAUGACUUUUGAUAGGAUAAUGUAGAUGGAUCAUCACAAUAUUCUUGGUUUACCCUAGGACACAGUUUGCUUGUGAUUUGGGAUUGAAAAAAAGUAUUCUCAUUUGAAAG
This is a messenger RNA of Megalops cyprinoides (Indo-Pacific tarpon), 2548 nucleotides long. It is a transcript of the gene cops2, whose product is annotated as COP9 signalosome subunit 2. The transcript has 13 exons. Gene Ontology annotation, cellular component: COP9 signalosome. The coding region runs from base 37 to 1371 and encodes 444 amino acids. The record is from RefSeq and is a predicted model, not a curated record. Lineage: Eukaryota; Metazoa; Chordata; Actinopteri; Elopiformes; Megalopidae. Gene Ontology annotation, molecular function: protein binding. Gene Ontology annotation, biological process: protein deneddylation.